Molecule: messenger RNA, 1126 nt
Organism: Aspergillus welwitschiae
Lineage: Eukaryota; Fungi; Ascomycota; Eurotiomycetes; Eurotiales; Aspergillaceae
Product: kinase-like domain-containing protein
Exons: 1
Coding region: 1-1089 (362 amino acids)
Source: RefSeq, a predicted model, not a curated record
AUGAGUCCGGUAUCUCCAAAAGGGAUCACCACACCGCAGGACGGGAAGAUCAAUUGUCCGGUGUCGCUUUGUUUACGGCGUCGAAGCGCCCGCCACAACAUUCGCUUCGUUCUCCAUCUCAGCAAAGGACUCUGUUCCAACAUGUGGCCCUUCUUUGUCCCCUCAAUCCUAACCCCGGACUAUACCUGGCCGGCACCCGCCGUGUCAACUGUCCGGAGAACCACCCCACCGGUUCCCGCCGUACCAGGCCCCAUCAGCAGAUGGCUGUGCGGUAAGGCGCAUGGUUUUCUCUACCAUGUCUCCCGAUGCUACUGCUACCUAUUCGGGAUAUAUUUCGAUCCGCAAAUUAUUCAACUGCCCUUCGGGCUUAUAUUGAAAUGGACAGAUCGCACGAGUGUUGAGGAGGUCAUUGCAAUGCAAAUGGUUCGGGCGGCUGGCAUUCCAGUCCCAAGAGUCCUCAGCUGCGGCGAGCACGUUACCCCACACUUAACGCGCGAGGUCUCAAUACUCAUGACGAGAUUACCGGGAUUCACUCUAGUGAACCUUGAUGACCCUUUAGAGGUUGACGAUGAGGGUCCGUGGCUCGAAGAACUCAGAACCUGCGUCCACGCUAUGCGCGAGUGGGAGCCGCCAAGUCAGGAAACCAUCUGCUCGCCUAUUGGAACGGCCCUCCGAAGCUCGCGUGUCCCUGAUCAUAUCAUGGGCCCUUUCAUAGAUCACAAAUCAUUCUACCAGCACCUUUUUGCGCCAGCAUCACAGCACGGUUUCAAAUCUAUUAAUGAGUAUAAUGAGACCCUCGCUACUGCGAGGCAGUUACAACAACGCCCUUAUAGAGUGAAAUUCACUCAUGGAGACUUCAAAGCUCAUAACAUUCUAAUCAAUGAUGAUGGACAUUUGUCUGGCUUUCUCGACUGGGAAUCUGGGGGUUGGUAUCCUGAAUAUUGGGAAUUCACAACCGCAAUGAGGUUUGGGAGAGACAGCUGGUGGUAUCAGGUCGCUAUGUGGAUGGGCGGUCACAAAUAUAAAGAGGAGUUGGAAUCGGAUAGAGCUUUGAAUCUUCUAACCGUGGACUCCUACAUAGCAUUUUAAGAGGACAUUAAACUAACUAGUACCGGGUCUCAACGGG